This is a messenger RNA of Dioscorea cayenensis subsp. rotundata (Guinea yam), 2046 nucleotides long. RefSeq names its product ruBisCO large subunit-binding protein subunit alpha. Gene Ontology annotation, biological process: protein refolding. Gene Ontology annotation, molecular function: ATP binding; ATP-dependent protein folding chaperone. The record is from RefSeq and is a predicted model, not a curated record. Lineage: Eukaryota; Viridiplantae; Streptophyta; Magnoliopsida; Dioscoreales; Dioscoreaceae. The coding region runs from base 90 to 1853 and encodes 587 amino acids. The transcript has 8 exons.
CUCGUCUCAUCUCCAAUAAAAACCCCAAAACCCUCGUUCAUUCUCUCUUCGUCUCUCCUUAUCCUCUUCGUCUCAGCUCCCUAACCCUAAUGGCUACUUCCAACGCCAUCACUACUGCCUCCGUCCUCUCCUCUCCUCGCCGGGAGGGGUUGAGGAGGGGAAUGGCUGGGUGGCUGCCGCAGCGUGCCGUCGCCGGGAAGAGUCACCGGCGGUUUUCGGUGCGCGCGACGGCGAAAGAAAUUGCUUUUGGUCAGAGCUCGAGGACUUCUCUGCAGGCUGGUGUUGAGAAGCUCGCUGAUGCCGUCGGCGUGACUCUCGGUCCUAGAGGAAGAAAUGUUGUGUUGGAUGAAUUUGGGAACCCAAGAGUGGUUAAUGACGGUGUUACAAUUGCUCGAGCUAUUGAGCUUGCUGAUCCCAUGGAGAAUGCAGGCGCAGCCUUAAUCCGUGAGGUUGCCAGCAAAACCAAUGAUUCAGCUGGUGAUGGAACCACUACUGCAUCAGUUCUUGCUCGUGAAAUCAUCAAGUUAGGUUUGUUGAGUGUUACAUCUGGUGCAAAUCCUGUCUCCAUAAAGAAGGGGAUUGACAAGACUGUGCAGGGUCUAGUAGAAGAGCUUGAGAAAAAGGCCCGACCUGUUGAGGGGCGUGGGGAUAUAAAAGCUGUUGCAUCUAUCUCAGCUGGAAAUGAUGAGUUUAUUGGAGAAAUGAUUGCUGAUGCCAUUGAUAAAGUUGGCCCUGAUGGCGUUCUUUCAAUUGAGUCAUCCUCAUCAUUUGAGACUACUGUAGAUGUUGAAGAAGGAAUGGAGAUUGACCGAGGUUAUAUUUCCCCCCAGUUUGUUAACAAUCCUGAGAAGCUACUUGUUGAAUUUGAAAAUGCUAGAGUACUGGUCACUGACCAAAAGAUUUCCACAAUAAAGGAGAUUAUUCCUUUGUUGGAGAAGACCACACAGCUAAGAGCUCCUUUACUUAUUAUUGCCGAGGAUGUGACCGGUGAAGCUUUGGCAACUCUAGUUGUGAACAAACUGCGGGGCAUUCUCAAUGUUGCUGCAAUUAAAGCACCUGGUUUUGGUGAGAGGAGGAAGGCUCUUCUCCAAGAUAUUGCUAUUGUGACAGGAGCCGAGUUCCAGGCCAAAGAUCUUGGUUUAUUGAUAGAGAAUACAACUGUGGAGGAACUUGGCACGGCAAGAAAGAUCACCAUAUCUCAGAGCUCUACCACCAUGAUUGCUGAUGCAGCUACCAAAGAUGAGAUCCAGGCAAGAAUUGCACAGAUCAAGAAGGAGCUUGCUGAAACAGAUUCAAUCUACGAUUCUGAGAAGCUAGCAGAGAGAAUCGCCAAACUCUCUGGUGGUGUGGCAGUCAUUAAGGUCGGUGCAGCAACAGAGACUGAACUGGAAGACCGCAAGCUCCGAAUUGAGGAUGCUAAGAAUGCUACCUUUGCAGCCAUUGAGGAGGGUAUUGUUCCUGGUGGUGGUGCAGCCUAUGUUCACCUCUCUGCUUGCGUUCCUGCAAUCAAGGACAAGAUUGAAGACAAUGAUGAGAAACUUGGUGCCGAUAUUGUACAAAAAGCACUGGUGGCACCUGCAGCCUUGAUAGCGCACAAUGCAGGAGUCGAGGGAGAAGUGGUGGUGGAGAAAAUUAAGGACAGUGAUUGGGAGAUCGGUUACAACGCCAUGACUGACAAGUACGAGAACUUGGUUGAAUCUGGUGUGAUUGAUCCUGCAAAGGUGACAAGAUGUGCCCUGCAAAACUCUGCUUCAGUGGCUGGAAUGGUCUUAACAACACAAGCCAUUGUUGUCGAGAAGCCCAAACCAAAGGCUCCUGUCGCUGCUCCGGCCCCUGGUACUCUUAUGGUAUAAGCCUAACCAAUUUUCUUUUCAUCUUGUCCGGAUUUAGGAUUAGUCAUCCAGAGUUUGGUAAAUGGAAAACUAAGCUGAGGACUUCAGAUAAAUUGAUCUUGGAAUGACAUGCUAUAUAACAUGGGUAUCUCACAAUGGACAUUCUUGUAGCUUUUUCCAUGAUUGAAUUGGAAUUUUCUUGCCGCUUCGUCCA